This is a messenger RNA of Penicillium olsonii, 1359 nucleotides long. The record is from the annotation of a GenBank genome assembly. NCBI's taxonomy places the organism in Eukaryota, Fungi, Ascomycota, Eurotiomycetes, Eurotiales, Aspergillaceae.
AUGUCUGAAAGCACUUCCUCACGCCAAAGUGACGCUUCAACAAACGAAACCACAGUUGGGUGGACUUGGGAUAGCCCGGGUCGGGGUACCUUAAGCUUGAUCACCACAUGCCUCGCUACGAUCUUCUUGUGCACAUGGGUUGUGAUUCAUCCGCGUGUGUACAAGCGUGAGUCUUACGCAAUAUUCCACAAACUUGCCCUUUUCGUGAAGACGAUAUUCGCACCCGAGUUCAUUGCCGUCGAAGGCCUCCAGGAAUGGGCACAGUGUCGAAGAAUGGAACGUGAAUGUGCCAAACUCACCAACGGCGAAUUCCGACUGAUCCAUGCGUUUUAUAUCAGCAUGCUUGCGCUGAGAUACCGAACGCCAAAUGGCGAUCGGGUGAUCUGGCCGAAUCAAUAUACAUGGCUCCUCCAACAACGUUUGAUCGAGUGGGAUGACCAUCCGACCUGGGGGUUAUCCAUCGAGGAUAUAUGGGAUAAGAGCAAGUCAGACAGUGCGGCGAAGCUGUUGGCUUUGAUCCAAGUGUCUUGGUUUUCAGCCCAAUGCUUAUUGCGGAUUUGCCAUCACCUCCCCCUCUCCCAACUGGAAUCCAUGACACUGGGGUAUAUCCCUCUGUUUAUUGUGACCUAUUUCUUUUGGUGGAACAAACCCAAGGACGUCCGCUCGUCCUCCUUAGUCGACCUUCCAGCCAUGAGCCUGGAGCACAUGGCGGUAUUCGAAUCCAUGGCUGUCAGCAAUAAGUUUGACAACGAGGGAUUCGAAGACCAAACUUCAUAUUGGAAUGUGUGGUAUCUGACUCCACGCGUCUUCGAAAAAGAGGAAGAGGACAGAAUCGCACGGGAUGCCCAGGCUGAGGCCCAAGCCAGGGUCGAAGGACGCUCUAAACAACUUCCAAUGCAACAAGUGUCUCUAGGUCCAUCGUACGACACACUUGCAUCAAAUGGGCUCGCAGCUCAGGCAGCGGAUGAGCCUGUCAGUAUCAAGAAAGAAAUCAUUGUGGCCCAUUGGGAUCCAGAUCUGUAUAGAUCAAAGAUCUGGCCACUAAUUUGUCUCUUUGGGAUCUCAUUUGGGGCGCUUCAUCUUGUGUGUUGGAACACGAUGUUUCCCUCCAUGAUUGAGCUGUGGCUUUGGCGAGCCUCCGCUUUUGUCUCCAUCGUGUCAAUGCUUAUAUUCAUGCACUUUGAAAAGGUUGUGCUUCGCUGGGGUGGAUUUCUCACGAUGAUCAGUAUCGCCUCUCCGGCAUUCUAUCUCCUGAGCCGCAUCGUGAUGAUAGGCGGGGUGUUUGCUGCAUUACGAGCAGAAGAAUCGGCCAUUUAUGACACAUACGAAUAUUCCGCUUACUGGAUACCAUUUCUGUGA